Puccinia graminis f. sp. tritici CRL 75-36-700-3 is the source of this 901-nucleotide messenger RNA. RefSeq lists its product as uncharacterized. Lineage: Eukaryota; Fungi; Basidiomycota; Pucciniomycetes; Pucciniales; Pucciniaceae. The transcript has 9 exons. Bases 1 to 723 code for a protein of 240 amino acids. The record is from RefSeq and is a predicted model, not a curated record.
AUGAGCAAGCCCAUUGACGGAGACUCCGGGGGCAUCGAUUGCUUUCGGCGCCUUCCUGUGAGCAAGGUGGAUUGUCAACGUGCGAUUUCCAAGAUUCAUUACCAACACGACAACACCCUUGACACGGCUUCCAAACACUUCGGAUGGGCUUCCGGAAAUUGUUCCAUAAUCGUUCUCAAUCCAGACGGUGCCGCAACUAACAAAGCGCAAAUUGAGGACGGCUUCAAGCAGAUUCUGGACAAAUGCAACCCACAUGCUGGUGAAGGUCCCCUCAAAGUUAACGAGGGGGUAUUCUUACACAUUGCGCACCGGUCCAAUGCCUCGUACGCGGCCUACGAGAGUGACCAUCCGUUCCUCAAGCCGACAUGUGGAAUGAACAUGAAUGCACCCGACACUCAAAGCGAGGAUUGCAAAAAGGCCUACAAGGAUAUCCCUCUCAAUGGUCAGGGACAAUUCUUGAGUCCAGCCAAGCAGAAGACAUCCUCAGUCACAAGCACCUACAAGUCAUGCAAUGUUACUAUCUACACGUCGGAUGACUCGGCACUUCUCGCAACCAAAGGGAACCUGGAUAAUACAUUCGAACAGAUGCUUGGGCAGUGCAAAGGAAAGUCCGGCGUGGUCAGUAUCAAAGAAGGCGCACAGGGCCUCAACGGGCGGGUUUUGCUGGACAUCAAAAGUAGCGUUCCUUGUGGGUUUGGCCCAGGGAAACAAGUGUGCCAUUAAGGACGCAGAUUAUGUAUGCCAUCAAUGUAUCUAUGGACUUGAUUUAUGUAUCAAACCUAUCCACGAUUUGUUUUCUUCACUCUUCUUGAGAAAAUCCAGCAGCAUUAGUACAGACCAGAGGUGAUGAAAUUUGUACCCCAAAACUUGAUUGGGCACAGCUGUGGAAACUCAUGUGUAC